Messenger RNA from Phytophthora sojae, 2542 nucleotides. RefSeq lists its product as hypothetical. The transcript has 5 exons. The record is from RefSeq and is a predicted model, not a curated record. Lineage: Eukaryota; Oomycota; Peronosporomycetes; Peronosporales; Peronosporaceae. Gene Ontology annotation, molecular function: ATP binding; MAP kinase activity. The annotation marks the transcript as partial. Gene Ontology annotation, biological process: protein phosphorylation; intracellular signal transduction. Gene Ontology annotation, cellular component: nucleus; cytoplasm.
AUGAUAAAGACACUCGUGGAGCCGGUGAAGAAGGAGAGGGCGAGGGGCAGCUCGGUGGAUUCGACAGCGCUCACGCACGAGGGCGAGUUCAUCACUGUGCACUUUAGGGGCAAAAAGCGCGAGUGGAAGUGGCAGUACUUCAAUCUACUACGCCGACUCACCGCCAUCGCUUCUGCGGGGCUGUACGUGUACUUCUCUGUGACCGGUGCCGAAGACUCGUCGACACCCAAGUUCGAGAUCCAGGACUUCAAAGGAAACAUCAACCCGGUGCAAGGGAAAGUUCCUGGGCCUUCAGGUUCUAUUUUCCACAUCGCCAAGGGACUGCGGGAGGAUGCCACGAGUGCCAUCAUCGCGCUAAACAGGUUUUUCACGUUUCACGCUAUGCCCAUGGAGGUGGAUAUCUACGCUGCGACGAUGUUGCACUUAUUCUUGAAGGCUCACGCCCGAAAAGUGCCGUGGACAGCCUUUGUGAAGGAAGUAUACAAAGCGAAGCACGGCGCGGCAGCCGCUGAACGUCUCACGGCUGCCUCACCAGAACUCGGAGUCCUGAAGCGCCACCUCGUCAAGGCAGAAGACCCCUACGCGUUGCUGGACCUCCUCACAACUCGCAAGAGCUCGAAGAAACUAAUCUCACUGUCUCAGAACGGUUUUACUCAACAAGUAACUCCGUUUCUCUCCUCGCUGCCUCCGCCGGAGGUGCAGAAAGAAGCGAAGCAUUUGGUCGCGGAGGCUCUUCCGUUGCCUAUUUGGACGCAUACUCCGGUGGAAUGCGUUAUGCUCAGCGUUGUGUACGUGAGCACUGCUGUUACAGAGGCGCUGAAUCCUAGCUCAGCCUCUCCUAUUGCCAGAAUGCCCGAUUUUUUGCCGCAGCUGGACUUGCAAGCGAACGCUGCUGAGGCACGAAUGCUGCUGGAGUGCUCCUUGUCGAUCUGCACUCCGCUGAACGAUCGAUGGCUGCGCCUGGAGAAGCAGUCAAAGGCAUCACUGCAGCAAAAGCAAACGAAGGAUUCUGACUCCAGUGAAUUCGAUAUGGAGCAGUUUGUUGUCUCCAAAGACAAGAAAGAUGUGGAGAUUUCUGAGCGGAUAGCUCGGCUUUUGAAGCUUUGGAUUAACGUACCUGCUACCCCGAUGGUUCCAUCGAAUGGAGUGAAGAACUUCAUCACGCUCAAGGCAAUGGGCAGCUCAGUUCCAGUGCCUAGCACUUCUACCGGUCAAAAUUGUGAAGCGGAGAGUGUCAUCUCGGCGUUGUCUAUUUUCCCGAAAAAGUCUGCAGCUAACGACGCGAUUGUCGGCGAUACGCGCUUGCACACGGAUGAGAUUGUCAAGGUCGAGUCUAUCCGGAAACGAACCUUCUUAGGCGUCAUCUCUAGUGAGGUAAACUUGGAUUUGGCCGGACAACCCGUGUACCUGCAGUCGUGGCCAUACCUUGAACAGGAGGUGUUUUUCACUGAAGAGAGGGGCAUCAACGAGGCGUGUCUACGUGAGCUGUCGGCUGCAACAACUCUCUCCUCGCUCUUACCCGACCGAUUUAUGAAGCUCUAUGGAAUUAUCUUCCCUGCUGAUAGGAAGGACCGUCAGACAAACGACUCGGGAGCUGCUGGCAGCAAGUCAUCAUCUACGGCGGUCGACGUUGAUGAGCUUGAUCUGCUCGCAGCCACUAUUGAUGACGAUGGCAACCCACUUCCUGAAGGAAUGGACCGGUUAACACGGCAGAAGCACUACUUGGCUUUCGAGCAGCCGCUUCACAUGUUCUCGGGAAUUUUUGGAGCCCACCCUUCACUUACACCGGAGCUGCGCAAGAAGGCCAUCUUCGAUAUGCUUCAGAGUCUUUCUGCUGUUCACGACCAAGGUUACGUCCACCGCUUCGUUGCUCCCUCACAUCUCUUGGUGUUCAAGAACGGCAUUAAGCUCGGUGGCUUCCAUGCGAUGCGGAAGAUCGCCAAUAUCAAGCCAAAGGACGGUGAAGGAUCUUCCACUGCUGCGUACGAGAUGACAGAUGGAGAACGCAAAGAGCACUGCUAUGGCGCUUGGCUGUAUGUCACUGCUCCGGAAGUGUUGCUUGGUGAGACCAAGUACACGUGGCGAGCGGAUGUGUGGUCGGCAGGUUGUGUCGCCCUCGCUAUUCUUCUCGAGAACGUUCCGUUCCUCCAAGGACCCGACAUCAAGGUGCAGCUGGAUCUGAUCUACCGACUCUGUGGCACUCCUAGUUCGUCGUGGGAAAGCGCGCACAAGCUCCCUCUGUACAACGCAUUCCGACCCAAGCACGAAUACAAGAUGCGAUUCCGCAAAACGCUACUAGAGCAGCGCUCCAAGUUCCCCGACUUCCCUGAGGAUGCUGUGGAGGUGCUGGAGGCCAUGCUUCAGCUGGACCCGUCAAGGCGCUACACUGUGAAGAAGCUGCUCGAGGUGCGGUACUUUGACAGCGUUCGCAGCAGCGAGCGGACGUUCGACUUCAGUGGGCUCCCAUCGACCUUCCCAGUGCAGAAGAAGAAGCUCGUGCAGCACUUGCUCAAGUCGAAGGCCAAGAAACACCGAAGUGUUG